CAGUGUCUCUUAGGAGUGAGGUACCUGGAGUUCAGGGACUCCACCUGUGACAAUGACAGCAGAUGAGUUGGUUUUCUUUGUGAAUGGCAGAAAGGUGGUAGAGAAAAAUGCAGAUCCAGAAACCACCCUUUUGGUCUACUUGAGAAGAAAGCUGGGGCUGAGCGGGACCAAGCUCGGCUGUGGAGAAGGGGGCUGUGGGGCUUGCACAGUGAUGCUCUCCAAGUAUGAUCGUUUCCAGAACAAGAUCGUCCAUUUUUCUGCCAAUGCCUGCCUGGCCCCCAUCUGCUCCUUGCACCAUGUUGCUGUGACGACUGUGGAAGGAAUAGGAAGCACCAAGACGCGGCUGCAUCCCGUGCAGGAGAGAAUUGCAAAAAGCCAUGGCUCCCAGUGCGGGUUCUGCACCCCUGGCAUCGUCAUGAGCAUGUACACGUUGCUCCGAAAUGAGCCAGAGCCCACCAUGGAGGAGAUUGAGAAUGCCUUCCAAGGGAACCUCUGUCGCUGCACAGGCUACAGGCCCAUCCUCCAGGGUUUCCGGACCUUCGCCCGGGAUGGAGGAUGCUGUGGAGGAAAUGGAGACAACCCAAACUGCUGCAUGAACCAGAAGAAAGACCACACAGUCACUCUCUUGCCAUCUUUAUUCAAACCAGAAGAUUUCAUGCCCCUGGACCCCACCCAGGAGCCCAUCUUCCCUCCGGAGUUGCUGAGGCUGAAGGAUACUCCCCAGAAGCAGCUGCGCUUUGAAGGGGAACGUGUGACCUGGAUUCAGGCCUCCACCCUGCGGGAGCUGCUGGACCUCAAAGCUCAGCACCCCGAUGCCAAGCUCGUGGUGGGAAACACGGAGAUCGGCAUUGAGAUGAAGUUUAAGAACAUGCUAUUUCCUAUUAUUGUCUGCCCCGCCUGGAUCCCUGAGCUGAAUACUGUGACCCAUGGACCGGAGGGCAUCUCCUUUGGAGCUGCAUGCCCCCUGAGCUCUGUGGAAAAGAUCCUGGUAGAUGCAGUUGCCAAGCUUCCUGCCCAGAAAACAGAGGUGUUCAAAGGAGUCCUGGAGCAGCUGCGCUGGUUUGCAGGGAAGCAGGUCAAGUCUGUGGCGUCCAUUGGAGGCAACAUUAUCACCGCCAGUCCCAUCUCCGACCUCAAUCCCGUGUUGAUGGCUAGUGGCGCCAAGUUGACCCUUGUGUCCCGAGGCACUAGGAGAACUGUUCGGAUGGACCACACCUUCUUCCCUGGCUACAGAAAGACCCUGCUAAGUCCAGAGGAGAUACUGCUUUCCAUUGAGAUCCCCUACAGCAGAGAGGGUGAAUUUUUCUCAGCAUUCAAGCAGGCCUCCCGGAGAGAAGAUGACAUUGCCAAGGUGACCAGUGGCAUGAGAGUCCUAUUCAAACCAGGGACCACAGAGGUGAAGGAGCUGGCCCUUUGCUAUGGAGGAAUGGCCAACAGAACUAUCUCAGCCAUCAAGACCACUCCAAAGCAGCUGUCCAAGUUCUGGAAUGAGGAGUUGUUGCAGGAUGUGUGUGCAGGCCUGGCGGAGGAGCUGCACCUGGCCCCUGACGCCCCUGGUGGCAUGGUGGAGUUCCGGCGCACCCUCAGCCUCAGCUUCUUCUUCAAGUUCUACCUGACGGUGCUUCGGAAGCUGGGCAAAGAGGACCCUGAGAAGUGUGGUCUGCUGGACCCCACCUUCGCCAGUGCCACUCUGCUCUUUCACAAAGACCCUCCAGCCAAUGUCCAGCUCUUCCAAGAGGUUCCCAAAGGUCAGUCUGAGGAGGACAUGGUGGGCCGUCCCAUGCCCCACCUUUCCGCCAACAUGCAGGCCUCUGGGGAGGCUGUGUACUGCGACGACAUCCCCCGCUACGAGAAGGAGCUGUCCCUCCGCCUGGUCACCAGCACCCGGGCCCACGCCAAGAUCAAGUCCAUAGACACUUCAGCAGCUGAGAAGGUGCCAGGGUUUGUUUGCUUCCUCUCAGCUGAUGAUAUUCCUGGAAGUAAUGAAACUGGAAUUUUUAAAGAUGAAACAGUCUUUGCAAAGGAUAAGGUAACUUGUGUUGGGCACAUCAUUGGUGCAGUGGUUACUGACACUCCAGAGCAUGCACAGAGAGCUGCGCAAGGGGUGAAAAUCACCUAUGAAGACCUUCCGGCCAUCAUCACCAUCGAGGAUGCUAUAAAGAACAACUCCUUUUAUGGAUCUGAGCUGAAGAUCGAGAAAGGAGACCUCAAGAAGGGGUUUUCCGAAGCAGAUAAUGUUGUUUCAGGAGAGUUGUACAUUGGUGGCCAGGAGCACUUCUACCUGGAGACGCACUGCACCAUCGCUGUCCCCAAAGGCGAGUCAGGGGAGAUGGAGCUCUUCGUGUCUACACAGAACACCAUGAAGACACAGAGUUUUGUUGCGAAAAUGUUGGGGGUUCCAGAAAAUCGGAUUUUAGUUCGAGUGAAGAGAAUGGGAGGAGGCUUUGGAGGGAAGGAGACCCGGAGCACUGUGGUGUCCACAGCAGUGGCCUUGGCUGCAUACAAGACAGGCCGCCCUGUACGCUGCAUGCUGGACCGUGAUGAGGACAUGCUGAUAACUGGUGGCAGACAUCCCUUCCUGGCCAGAUACAAGGUUGGCUUCAUGAAGACUGGAAAGAUUGUGGCUCUGGAGGUGGAUCACUUCAGCAAUGCUGGGAACACCCAGGAUCUCUCUCAGAGUAUAAUGGAACGAGCUCUAUUCCACAUGGACAACUGCUAUAAAAUCCCCAACAUCCGGGGCACUGGGCGGAUAUGCAAGACCAAUCUGCCCUCCAACACGGCCUUCCGGGGCUUUGGGGGUCCCCAGGGGAUGUUCAUUGCUGAGCACUGGAUGAGUGAAGUCGCAGUGACCUGUGGGCUGCCAGCGGAGGAAGUGCGGAGGAAAAACCUGUACCAAGAAGGGGACCUGACACACUUCAACCAGAAGCUUGAGGGGUUCACCUUGCCCAGGUGUUGGGAUGAGUGCCUCGCAAGCGCCCAGUAUCAGGCUCGGAAGAGAGAGGUCGACAAGUUCAACAAGGAGAACUGUUGGAAAAAGAGAGGACUGUGCAUAAUCCCAACCAAGUUUGGAAUAAGCUUCACUGUGCCUUUUCUGAACCAGGCAGGGGCCCUGAUUCAUGUCUACACGGAUGGCUCGGUGCUGCUGACCCAUGGGGGCACUGAGAUGGGCCAAGGCCUACACACCAAGAUGGUCCAGGUGGCCAGCAGAGCUCUGAAAAUCCCCACCUCCAAGAUUUACAUCAGUGAGACGAGCACUAACACUGUGCCCAACGCCUCUCCCACGGCUGCCUCCGUCAGCGCUGACAUCAAUGGUCAGGCUGUUUAUGAAGCUUGUCAGACCAUCCUGAAAAGGCUGGAACCCUUCAAGAAAAAGAAUCCCACUGGCUCCUGGGAUGACUGGGUCACAGCUGCCUACUUGGAUGCAGUGAGCUUGUCUGCUACUGGGUUUUAUAAGACACCCAACCUUGGCUACAACUUUGAGACAAACUCCGGGAAUCCCUUCCACUACUUCUCCUAUGGGGUGGCUUGCUCUGAAGUAGAAAUUGACUGCUUGACAGGGGAUCAUAAGAACCUCCGCACUGAUAUUGUCAUGGAUGUUGGCUCAAGUUUGAAUCCUGCCAUUGAUAUUGGACAGGUGGAAGGGGCAUUUGUUCAGGGUCUUGGCCUCUUCACCCUGGAGGAGUUGCACUACUCCCCUGAGGGCAGCCUACACACCCGUGGGCCUAGCACCUAUAAGAUCCCUGCGUUUGGAAGCAUCCCCAUUGAAUUCAGAGUGUCCCUGCUCCGCGACUGCCCCAACAAGAAGGCCAUCUAUGCAUCCAAGGCUGUUGGGGAGCCACCCCUCUUCCUGGCUGCUUCCAUCUUCUUCGCCAUCAAGGAUGCUAUACGCGCAGCUCGAGCUCAGCGCAGAGAUUAUAGUAUGAAGCAACUCUUCCAGCUCGACAGCCCUGCGACCCCGGAGAAGAUCCGCAAUGCCUGCGUGGACCAGUUCACCACCCUGUGUGUCACUGGUGCACAGGAGAACUGUAAGCCCUGGUCCCUGAGGGUCUGAAGAGAAGCUCCCAGCCGAGUGUUCUAGUGCUACCGUGGAGCUUCUGGGAGCAGGAAGCACAUACUACAAAACCCAGAUCUAUACAAGCUGGAAGACAAAGUCAUGAUUCAGCAGGAUUCUCCAUCUGGAAGAACAGGAAUGCAUUGGAAGAUUUUGAAGAAAUAUGAUUUGCAAACAAUAAUGAUCAGAUUUAGAACUAUUGCGCCUACGAGGCAGAUAGGCAGUCAAGGUCAUUUCAAGUCUGUUGUAAUCAUGGAUUUGGGAUAGGUUUAGGAAAUGUUUGUGCUAUGUCCCCCCUCACUGGACAGCCUGUGUAACCUCAGGUGCUAAUGGUGUCUGUCCCUCCAAGAGGAUUCCCACAAACCUCCAGAAACUUAAACCAAAGUUGUUCUAAAUCUGAGUGCCUUCCUCAGAAAGCCUCUCCUUCCAAUCAGUGAUCAAUUUAUAACCCCAGAACCGUACGCUUAUUUUACAAUGAAACAGUGAGGUGAGAUUAAAACCUCUAACCACCUUUGGGUCACUGGAGAAAAUAAUAAAGAAUGAAGCAAAUUCAGGGUUAAUUGUAUCUAAUUUUGUUAAGCUGCAUAAAGUAAAAUUACCCUACAAUACUAAAAUCCAACUGGCUCAUUGAUUGAGCACCCGCAAUGUGCUAGAUUCCUUCCCUUUGUGUAUUUCAAAAAAGAUCAAAUUUAAGAUCAGAUUUUCAUUUGAAGCCAGAGUAAUUUUCACCUAGAAAUGAUGCUAAUGAAGUCAAUACUGGCCAGAGGAAAAGUUAGGAGGCCUGGGUUCUCAUCCCGGCUCUGUCCCUGCCUGUGUGACCUUGGACUACCAUUUCCCUCUUUCUAUGCUUCAUUUUACUGCAAAAUGAAAGGAUUGGAUGGGAAUAAUCUCUGAGAUCUUCUCCUGCUCUAAGUCUAUAAAUACAUGACCUGAAAACUCCAGUUAUAUAAGGAACCUGCAGCUAUCAAAGACUUGGCUCCUUUACUAUGAAGCAAUGUCUGGGCUGAAUGAACUCUGCUUAGAAUCCCUUAAGCUCUUGUGGUUGGUAAAGAACAGAAGAAAGACAAACAUCCCCUUUUAUUUCUCCAACAGGUGACUUCAUUACAACAAAGUACUGGGUGGCCAAUGAGACAUUGUCAUGUGCCUUCACUGUCUAAAAUAUCCAGGCUGCCAGACAAAUCUGUGGUUCUGGCCAUAGAAGGAGCAUGAUGGAAAUUGUGCAG
Sciurus carolinensis (gray squirrel) is the source of this 5274-nucleotide messenger RNA. RefSeq names its product xanthine dehydrogenase (gene Xdh). The record is from RefSeq and is a predicted model, not a curated record. Lineage: Eukaryota; Metazoa; Chordata; Mammalia; Rodentia; Sciuridae. The coding region runs from base 53 to 4051 and encodes 1332 amino acids. Gene Ontology annotation, molecular function: iron ion binding; xanthine dehydrogenase activity; molybdopterin cofactor binding. The transcript is spliced from 36 exons.